ACGUUCAAGUAUAUCCUGGUGCGCCUGCAGCGCCCGGGCGGCGAGGAGCAGCGGGACAUCGUCCGCGGCACCAAGGCGGCCGAGUUCCACAAUCACAUAUUUGAAAAAGUAAAUCCUGAGAUGGAAAAGCUGGGAUAUGAGUGCAAGUGCCUUGGAGGAGGGAAAAUUGAUCAUAAUAGCAAAGACAAGAAAAUUAGGGUAUUUGGGCUCUCUACAGGCUAUGGAAAAGCAGAUCAUUCAGUGACUGCAGAGAUACUGAAAAAAGUGUAUACAGAUUAUGAAAUUACAUGGUCAGAUGACAAGAAAUAA
Molecule: messenger RNA, 309 nt
Organism: Balearica regulorum gibbericeps (East African grey crowned-crane)
Lineage: Eukaryota; Metazoa; Chordata; Aves; Gruiformes; Gruidae
Product: 14 kDa phosphohistidine phosphatase
Biological process (GO): peptidyl-histidine dephosphorylation
Cellular component (GO): cytosol
Molecular function (GO): protein histidine phosphatase activity
Source: RefSeq, a predicted model, not a curated record